UCUCUUGAUGAAAUCAUUGAAAUAAAAAAUCAUCGAAACUGUUUUAAUUCGUUCCAAGUUCUUCCUUCAAAAUCUAAUCAUUUUUUUGUUGAACGCACUGAAUUACGAAAUAAAAUUAUAAAAGAUCUUGAAAAAUUAAGAAAUGAUAACAAUGAUCAACUGACAUACUUCUACAUCACUGGUAAUCCUGGCAGUGGUAAAUCACAACUUGCAAGACAGGUUUGUGAAAAAAUAUCGUGUGAUUGGAAAAAUAGAACUUCAUUUGUAAUGACCCUCGAUGGAAAAAAUGAGGAAUCUCUAUUAAAAACUUACUGUGAACUUGGAUACCGUUUAAACUGUGACAAGGAUAUGAUUAAAAAAUUUGAAGAUGAAAAUUGUUCCAUCGCAGACAAAGUGAAGAAUUUGCGAUCGUUAGUAUCCACACGAUUAAAAUUCUGGCAAAAUUGGUUGAUCAUUGUAGACAACGUGGCACAGCUUAGCAAAAUUUUUUCAUUACUCCCCCAAGUUGGUGAUCCCAUGUGGAUAAAUGGACAAAUCAUAGUAACUAUCCAGAACACAGAUGCCGUACCUCAAGACGAUGAGUUUAACAAACAUAUUUCUAUCAGAAGUGGAAUGAAUGAUAAAGAAUGUUGUCAACUGUUGGAAUAUUACACUAAAGAUGAUAAUACUGAUGAUCAAUUGUUGAAUGAAGUAUCGCACGUAUUAGGUCGUCAACCUCUGGCUUUGGCUGCCGCUGGUUGCUAUGUCAGUCGUGUAAACAAAGCAAACUGCUCAUUUGAUACUGGAAACUACGACAAGGCUAUAGAGUUUCAUGAAAAAGUUCUGGAGAUUCAAAAACAAUCGUUAGGAACUAGUCAGGUUGAUGUUGUUAAGUCUUUUAAAAAAUCUAGGUGUGUUGUAUCAUGA
This is a messenger RNA of Xenia sp. Carnegie-2017, 906 nucleotides long. RefSeq lists its product as uncharacterized. Gene Ontology annotation, molecular function: protein binding. The transcript has 2 exons. NCBI's taxonomy places the organism in Eukaryota, Metazoa, Cnidaria, Anthozoa, Malacalcyonacea, Xeniidae. The record is from RefSeq and is a predicted model, not a curated record. The annotation marks the transcript as partial.